ACCCAUCUAGCGCAGAACAAACACCACAGACUCUUGUUGACCUUGAUCACUGAAAAGUUAUUCAUCAACUCGUUCAUCCGCCACAUCCAAACUAGAAAUCAAAAAUGUCGACGAUGAAGCUCUCUCCAGACGCCGAACGAAUGUACACUCAGCUUCAGCAACAAUUUCGGGCUCCCGGAGCGAAGGAUCCUACGAUUGCUCAGCUGCUCCUUAAGCUUAAGUUGGCACUUGCUCAAAGUUCAUUGCUGAUGCCGUCUCUGACUGAUAAGAACGCGAUCGAUGCUGAAUCACUUGCUAAAGCACGUGAUAUCCUUGAGAUAGGGGCCUUCUAUUCAGUAAGAACUCAGGACAUUCCAGCUUUUGAGCGUUACAUCUCUCAACUCGGGUCAUACUACAAUGACUACAGUUCACUGUUACCUUCAUCGCAACGUCGAUAUCCUCUCGUUGGUCUCGAUUUACUAAGACUUCUUUCUCAGAAUAAAAUCGCCCAGUUCCACACCGUUUUAGAAGGAUUAGUUAAAGAACACGGCCAAAAAAACAUUGAUAUUCUUCAUACAAACCAAUAUAUUUCUCAUCCAGUCAAUCUAGAGCGAUGGUUGAUGGAAGGUAGUUAUUCAAAGGUCUGGGGAGCCCGAUCACAAAUGCCAAUGGAGGAGUAUCGUUAUUUCGUUGACCUACUUGUUGAUACAAUUCGGAACGAGAUUGCUUCUUGUCAAGAAAAGGCCUAUAGUUCUCUUCCCCUGAACGAUGCAGGAACUCUGCUGUUUUUCAAGACCCCUGGUGAAGUCAUCGAGUUUGCACAACAACGAAAGUGGCUUGUGGAUCCCAAAUCGCAGACCAUCAACUUCCCAGCUGAAAACAAUGCUACCAAACAUGAAUUAGCCAAGGAAAAAAUCAUUGAAACUACUCUUGGCUAUGCUAAAGAACUAGAAACUAUUGUAUGAGUAUCAACACACGUAAUAUAGUCCAUUUAUAACACACCAAA
Molecule: messenger RNA, 985 nt
Organism: Puccinia graminis f. sp. tritici CRL 75-36-700-3
Lineage: Eukaryota; Fungi; Basidiomycota; Pucciniomycetes; Pucciniales; Pucciniaceae
Product: 26S proteasome regulatory subunit N12
Exons: 7
Coding region: 105-944 (279 amino acids)
Biological process (GO): proteasome-mediated ubiquitin-dependent protein catabolic process
Cellular component (GO): proteasome regulatory particle, lid subcomplex; nucleus; proteasome regulatory particle
Source: RefSeq, a predicted model, not a curated record